Messenger RNA from Oncorhynchus nerka (sockeye salmon), 813 nucleotides. Its product is annotated as E3 ubiquitin-protein ligase HERC2-like. Gene Ontology annotation, molecular function: zinc ion binding. The coding region runs from base 1 to 813 and encodes 270 amino acids. NCBI's taxonomy places the organism in Eukaryota, Metazoa, Chordata, Actinopteri, Salmoniformes, Salmonidae. The record is from RefSeq and is a predicted model, not a curated record. The transcript is spliced from 6 exons.
AUGACCAUGCUGUGUUAUAUCAGAGAGAACAUUCAGGUGGGCAUGAUGGUGAAGUGCUGUAGAACGUAUGAGGAAGUGUACGAGGGAGACAUGGGGAAGGUAAUUAAACUGGACAGAGAUGGACUCCAUGACCUGAAUGUCCAGUGUGACUGGCAGCAGAAAGGCGGGACCUACUGGGUCCGCUAUAUACACACUCAACUACUAGGCUUCCCACCACAGACCUCUCCAUCCCACAUUAAGAUCGGGGACAAAGUGAGGGUGAAGGCUACCGUCACGACGCCGAAGUACAAAUGGGGCUCUGUCACUCACAGGAGUGUAGGAGUGGUCAAGGCUUUCAGUGCCAAUGGGAAGGAUGUGAUUCUGGACUUCACUCAGCAGUCUCACUGGACCGGGCUGCUGUCUGAGAUGGAGCUGGUACCCAGUGUUCACCCGGACUGUGAUGGCUGUCAGAUGUUCCCUAUCAACGGCCCCAGGUUCAAAUGUAGACACUGUGACGACUUUGACUUCUGUGAGAGGUGUUUUAAAACACGCCAACACAACACCAGGCACUCUUUUGUACGAGUCAACGAACCAGGCCAGUCUCCAGCGUUCUGUGGGCGCUCGGGGAAGCAGUUGAAGCGUCACCACGGCAACCAGAGGGGCAUGCUGGUAGAUGAGUGGUCCAGAGCCGUCAAAAGCCUCACCGUGUCUUCGUCUGUCAACCAGGCGUCACGCCUCAUCGACUGCAGUGAGCUCUGCUGGCAGUCCUCUGGGUCACAGGGAAAGGUGAGAGGCGCUGGGACCGUAUUCAAACACAUUCACACACUCACCUGA